Periophthalmus magnuspinnatus is the source of this 7524-nucleotide messenger RNA. RefSeq names its product adhesion G protein-coupled receptor L1-like. The record is from RefSeq and is a predicted model, not a curated record. The transcript has 25 exons. Gene Ontology annotation, cellular component: membrane. Bases 720 to 6290 code for a protein of 1856 amino acids. Gene Ontology annotation, molecular function: G protein-coupled receptor activity; carbohydrate binding. Gene Ontology annotation, biological process: G protein-coupled receptor signaling pathway; cell surface receptor signaling pathway. Lineage: Eukaryota; Metazoa; Chordata; Actinopteri; Gobiiformes; Gobiidae.
UUUGUCCUUUAUUUAUUUUUGAUCUUUAUAAUUUAUUGCAGCUCCUUUCUCUGUUCUGGAUGAAAAAUCCGCCGCUCAUCUAUCCUGAUGUGCUGCGCCUUAUCACGAUUCUUCAAGGAUAUGGGGAUCACGUCGACGCUCUUUUGCCGUUUACUGCAUGGAUGUAAGAGUAGGAGCGCGUAGAACAUCAACAAUGGGCAAGUCCAAAUGAGACCUAUCGAUGCACAAUGCGCGCUUUCUACCCUAAUUAGCAUUGUUCAUUGUAUUUUCAAUUCUCGUCGUAUGCACCGGAGCUACACCAGGCCCGCAUCAUCUCUGGGCAUGAAACCCGUGGGAAUUGUGAUACCAACGUGACGCACGGUCACACAGCGCAGCGGGGAAGACAUCGAGCCUCGACAGGACGCGGAGGGAGGGCUACUGUAAACUGGAAAGAGAACGCCCAGUUGUUGUCGCUAAUGACCGCCUCACAGUGACUGCCUUGCCCGUCUGGACACUCACGUACCGAGCCACCGCCGUUUGCUAUUGAAUUGAUUCAUAUUUCAUGCAUCUGGAGGAAAGGGAGGAGAACGGAAGAUGAGUGGGUGAGGGCGCGGACGCUCGAGACGGCAUGCGGGAGACGCAGUGAGAGAGCAGCACGAGGAAGAGGAGGAGGGAAACCGGAGGACUGAGGGCUCUCCUAACGUGGCGGCCGGCGCGACGUCAUAACCCUUCCCUCCAACAUGGCUUCGUCCGUGUGGUUCCUGGGAGCUUGUGUGCUCAUGUUGUCUCACAUUGUCCCAUUUGGUCAAGCCGCCAUGUCCCGGGCUGCGAUGCCGUUCGGGCUGCUCCGCAGGGAGCUGGCUUGUGAGGGAUAUCCCAUUGAGCUGCGCUGCCCAGGAAGUGAUGUAGUGAUGGUGGAGACGGCAAACUAUGGAAGAACGGAUGACAAGAUCUGUGAUGCAGACCCCUUUCAGAUGGAGAAUACUCAGUGUUACCUUCCAGACGCCCUCAAGAUCAUGGCCCAGAGGUGUAACAACAGGACUCAGUGUGUCGUGGUUGCGGGUGUGGACGUCUUCCCAGAUCCCUGUCCCGGAACCUACAAAUACCUCGAGAUCCAAUAUGAAUGUGUCCCCUACAUUUUCGUGUGUCCGGGCUCACUGCUCAGCAUCGGCCCGGCCUCGUCUCUCCUGGAGGCGGAGCAUCAGUCGGGGGCGUGGUGUAAGGACCCUCUGCAGGCAGGAGACCGGCUCUACGUCAUGCCCUGGACACCCUAUAGGACAGAGGUGCUGUAUGAGUAUGCCUCCUGGGACGACUACCGACAGAACAGGGUCACCACCACCUACAAGCUGCCCAGUCGGGUGGAUGGGACCGGUUUUGUGGUGUACGAUGGUGCUGUGUUUUACAACAAGGAGCGAACGCGAAACCUGGUCAAGUACGACCUCCGGACACGCAUCAAAAGUGGUGAGGCUGUGGUGGUCAAUGCCAACUACCAUGACACCUCUCCAUACCGCUGGGGAGGGAAGUCCGACAUCGAUCUUGCCGUGGAUGAAAAUGGCCUUUGGGUGAUCUAUUCGACUGAAGCCAAUAAUGGACGCAUUGUGGUCAGCCAGGUGAACCCGUACACACUGCGCUUUGAGGGGACAUGGGCCACUGGCUUCGACAAACGCGGUGCCAGUAACGCCUUCAUGGCCUGUGGAGUAUUGUACGCGGUGCGUUCAGUCUUCCAGGAUGACGAGGGGCAGGCGGAGGGGCGGGUGGGCAGUGACAUGGUGGUGUACGCCUAUGACACCAGCAGAGGACAAGAACUGCCUGUUCAAAUCCCCUUUCCCAACCCUUAUCAGUACAUCUCCUCCAUCGACUAUAACCCCCGAGACAACCAGCUCUAUGUGUGGAAUAACUACUAUGUGCUUAGAUACCCCCUCCAGUUCACACCGCCGCCCCCCACCAAAGGUCCUCUGUCCUCACUGAUGACGACUGUCCGCUCCUACACCACCACUGUCUCCUUAACCCCAGUGCAGCCCUCAGCUUCCCACCCGAUCGGGGUCAUAAAUCGCGGGCCAUUUGACCAACGUCCCAUCACAGCCAUGGUUCCUCUGACACCACGCCCUCCUCUGCGGGUGCCCCUGGCUCCUGGGAGUCCAGGGCAGAUUGGCGGCUGUGAGGGGCGGGUGGCACGAGGGGUGCAGUGGCCGCCCACACUGAAGGGAGAGACAGUGGAGAGGCCCUGUCCCAAAGGCUCUCUGGGUAUCGCCUCAUACCAGUGCAUGUCAUCACCCGUGGGCUGGAGCUCCCGAGGACCUGACCUUUCUAACUGCACCUCUCCAUGGGUCAGCCAAAUUGCACAGAAGAUUAAGAGUGGAGAGAAUGCAGCCAAUAUUGCAGGGGAGCUGGUGAACUUGACCCGGGGGCGGAUCUAUGCGGGUGAUGUCAGCAUGUCUGUCAAACUAAUCGAACAGCUAUUGGACAUCUUGGACUCUCAGCUACAAGCCUUGAGACCAGCCAAUAAAGAAUCAGCUGCACGUAAUUAUAACAAGCUGCAGAAGAGGGAGCGCACAUGUCGAGCUUAUGUGCAGGCUGUGGUUCAGACAGUCGAUAAUCUGCUUGGUCCAGAGGCUCUUAUGUCCUGGGCCGAUAUGAGCAAUGCUGACCAGUCACGCUCGGCCUCACUGCUGUUAGACGCAGUGGAGAAAGGAGCGUUUUUAUUGGCCAACAACCUCUAUGAAGGACGAUUCAGUGACAGAGCACCCAAUAUUGAUUUGGAGGUGUAUGUACUAAACACAGAGGCAGACAUCCAGGACAUGACUUUUCCUCAUUCGUAUGACAGCGACAGCAUCCUGCAGAUUUCAGCACUGGCCUUGCAGCAGUACAGUAACAAUGGUCAGGUAAACUUGGUGCUUGCACUGUAUAAGAACCUGGGGGCCUUCCUUACCACACAGAACUCCACUUUACGAAUGGGCCUGGGUAUGGGACAGAGUUCUGAUGUGAGGAGGCGGAGUCUAGUUGUCAACUCCCACGUGAUCUCUGCCUCCGUGCACAGAGGCUCCAAUAGGGUCUAUCUCUCCGAGCCCGUCAUCUUCACACUGCGACAUCUACAGCUGGAAAACCACUUUGGUCCGAACUGUUCUUUCUGGAAUGCGACAGGGGCGUCGGGUUCCGGCAGGUGGUCUACACAGGGCUGCCGGUUAUUGCACACCAACAACACACACACAACCUGCGCCUGUAACCACCUGUCCAGCUACGCAGUGCUCAUGACCUAUCAACAACCAGUGUCUGGAGUUGGGGUGGAGGAGCUUCUUGUCAGCGUGGUGUCCUGGGUGGGCAUUUCUGUAGCCCUGGUGUGUUUGGGAACUUGCCUUGCCACACUUUGCUGCCAGGGGGCGCCAUGGCACACAGACCACAGCACCAUCCACUGCAACCUAUGGGCCAAUCUGCUGUUCACUGAGCUGCUAUUCCUUGUGGGUGCCAAUAAGGCCCAAUACACGGUUCUGUGCUCUAUCAUUGCUGGCCUGCUGCACUUCUCGCUGUUGUCAGUCUUCUGCUGGUUGUGUUUGGAGGCAGUGGAGCUGUAUCUGUUACAGCGCGAGGUCUUUGAGGGAAGAAACUCUCGGAGGAAAUAUUUUUACCUAUGUGGAUACUCCAUACCUGGGCUGGUGGUGGCUGUGUCUGCGGCCAUAGACUUCAGAGGAUAUGGAUCUAAAACUGCAUGCUGGCUACGAACAGACAAUUACUUCAUCUGGAGCUUUCUGGGCCCUGUGGCUGUCAUCAUCACGUUGAACCUGGUUGUCUUGGUAAUGACCUUACAUAAAAUGCACAGCACGGCAGCGCUCAAGCCAGACUCCAGUCGUCAUGACAACCUGAGGGCCUGGGCUGUCGGCUCUCUGACUCUGCUCUUUCUGCAGAGCGUCACUUGGUCCUCGGGGCUCAUGUUCCUGUCCGCUCCAUCUCUGUUACUGGCUUACCUCUUUUCUUCCCUCAACACUGCUCAGGCUCUCCUCAUCACCAUUUUGCACUGCACUCUGGCUCGAAAGGGUCAGAAGGAGUACGGCCGGUGCCUGCGUUUGUCCCAGUGCUGCGUGCCUUCAUCCGGCAGCUCCCCAGACUCAGUCAAAGGCAGCGCUCUGAGGUCCAACAGCCGCUACACCAGCAGCCAGAGCCGCAGAGCCACAGCCAAUAGACAGAGCCGCAUCAGGAGGAUGUGGAACGACACAGUUCGCAGGCAGACUGAAUCAUCUUUUAUAGCAGCGGAUGUUAACAACACACCUACACUAAACCGUGCUGCUUUAGGAAAUCAUUUCCUCACUAAUCCAGUGCUGCAGACACAUGCUGGGGCUUCUCCCUAUGACACUAUGUUAGCCCAAGGAUACAACCAACCUUUCACCUCCACAGGAACCUUCAGAAACAAGCCGAAGGGUGGUGUUUCUCAAAGUCAGGAGUCCUGCGGUUUGGACAGCAUGUGCCUCAAUGGUGGCUACACUCCCAACACAUUCACGCUACAUGGUUUAGGAACAACCCCAGGGUCCCGAGCUGGAGUGGUGGGCAGCACUGAUCUCCUCAGAGACGGUGGAGUUGGGAUAGGGGCAGAUGACAUCUCUCCUGGUCUCCUCACCCCUCAUGGAGCAUCAGACCUGAGCAGUGGCACAGGGAUGAGGCGUAACCUGUCCGAUGCAGCAGCUCUGGAAAAGAUGAUCAUCUCAGAGCUGGUGCAGAGCAACCUGCGACCGUCUGUACCCAUGCCUGUUCCUCCAGAGCGUUACGGUAGCUUAGCCCGGCCUCACCAUGACCGGACCACUGUCGCACAUUCUGCCACUCUGACCCGACAUGCUCCGCCCCCUCAAGAUGCAUGGGCCUCGACCAUACAGCCCACCACUCGCCCAAAUGCACAGGAGGGGUGGACAAGGCACCCUACAGAUCAGGACCCUCACCCACCGCCCCGAAGCACCCAGGAUCUCAUGACCACUCCUCGUGUACAGGAUGGCUGGUCUGAUAAAGAGGAGAGGUCUCAGCUGCAGGGGACACUGGGACGCCGAGGACUGCCGGAUAAACAGUCAGUGCGCCCCCCAGAGGUCCAGGCGAGGCCCUACUCCACUCUGAGCCGCACACCUGGCACACUGUCCCGCCACCGCAGCACAGUGGAGUCCAGUGGCGGGGCAGACCGCGAGAGGGAACGGGAGCGCUAUCGAGAUCGUCCUCUACCCCCACCUCCUCCCCCUCCGCCCCAGGAGUCUGAGCCCCUCUACAAAGCUCUAGAGGAACCUCUACUUAUGAAGCAGAGAGAGGUAGAUUCAUGGAGGGCCCCCGACCGGGACAAGGACGAAACGUAUCUAUUAAAACGAGACGCUAUGGUGGAGGAGUGGAGGGGUGCGUCUGAGCGAAGGCGGGAUGAAUCGUUCAGCUCUCAAAAGAGCAUGGAGGACAUGGCUGAGUGGGGCUCAGCAGUGAACAGGGCACGAGAGGAGCGUGACUGCAGGAUGGAGGUUUGGCGAGGUGGACCAGACAUGGAACAAGAAGAGACAUUUAUCACCCAGAAAAAAGAUUUUGGGAUUGAUGCUUGGAGAGGUGGCAUGGACAGGGACAAAGAAGAGCCCUUCUUAAAGGACAGAGAUGGUUGGAGAGGAGGGAUAGAGCGUGACGGCGAUGUGCAGAAGGAUCGGGCACUGGAUGUUUGGAGAGGGGGUGUGGACAUUGACAGAGAGGACUCUUUCAUGUUUGAGGGCAAAGACAAUGGGGCAGAUGGAAGGAAACGGGGAAGAGAGAGAGGCUCACUGCGUUACCAUGGAGACAGAGAGGACUCUGAGGGCAGCUUCACUUUACCUUUGACCCCUGACCUCGACCUUGACGCUGAUUCUUCUCCAAUCUACGCCCGAGACUCAAACCCAUCGCCGCUGUAUCCGGGCGAACGGCGUUCCCCUCCUCUUAGCAUCUUCCCACGAAGUUCUCCCCCAACCAACAUCUUUGUUCCCAGAGACGCCACCUCGCCUCCCAACAACCUGUACUCGCGUCACUCCCCACAGGUGUACAGCCGCAGCAGCUCUCCCCCGCGCUUCUACACCCGCACCUCACCCCCCACCAUGUCCUACCCCGACAGCAGCCCUGAGGGUCCAGAGGAGCUCAGUCCCACUGGAGGACAGCCACAGAGACCUGCUCUAGAGCUCCCCUACAGCCUGGGGCGCCCCCCACUGGGACCACGGCCCAAUCACAUGCAGACCUUCUACCAGCCCCCUCCGCUGGCCUCAAACGGUGAUGCAGUGUACACGCCAGAGCCCACGUCAGAGGGAGAGGAUGGACAGAUGCAGCGGGUGACGAGCCUGUGACUAGGGCGGUGGUGAUUGGGGCAUAGGAACAGGCAGGAGGAGGAACGUCAAAUUAUCAUAUAAAUUAAGACUGAAUUUUAUCUGGACAGUGGCGGUGUCGUGCAUAGACUUCUCAUAAAGGUAGAUAAGGAACCCAUCACUGAUGAAGCUAACAAUCUUUUGAUCAGUGACGGCUAUAGGCAGCAGUUUAGCACAUACUGUUGACAUAGUAUUUAAAGGUUAUGAAAUGUCCACUAAACUAUAUUACUGCAUCUACAUGACAUAUAGGAUGCAUACACAUACCACCAAUUCAUAGAAACCCCAACUAGAAAAUAAAUGACCCACAGACAGAUGUUUAUCUUUAUGUAAAGUCUAUGGUUUAGUGCAAUGAAAAAAGGAAUUAUAUAAUAUUAAUUUUGAUGGCUCCUUCCUGCUUCUAUCUCCUGAUCACCACGAGACUACCCUGUUUCAUCCUUAGUUUAUUAUUUUUUUUAAGACUGUGAUUCAUGUUGAACUCGACCUAAGUCCUCUUUCUCUCUCUCCUCCUUGCUCCCUGAUGUGUCUUCCCAUGUCAUUGGUGCUUUCUUCUUAUUAGCCCAUCAUUGUCUUAAGUUUCUACUGGCUCAUUGGCUGGUGUUGCCCUCCCCUGUAGCAAAGCAAACAGUGUGUCAAAGAAAAGCACUUGUGUGUUGCCAAAAAAUCCUUUCAAAGAACAUGUGCAUGACUUUUUAGUGGCUUUAUCAGGCUACGUACUAUAGGGAGAAAGUGUGCCAGUGAGCAUGACAUGUGAGAGUGAAUGGGUGAGAGAUUGUGUGUAAAUAAACCAUUCUUGUAUAAUUAAUGUACCACAGUGACGCAUUUUAUCAAUAUACCAACAGGGGGCUCUUAUACUCCCCUUGCUACUGAUUUUGAACUGUUUCGACCAAUCCCAUCUCACCACAAGGCCAAAAACCUUCGCCUCCUUCUGCCACAGACUUUUGGUGAUGGAACUGUUGACAUGAACUUUGCAACUGAACUUUUGACUCCAAAGCCAAUCAUGUUAUAGACCUCAAAACUUUUCUGCAACUGCCCGCGGUCCCUGUAAAUAUCAGCCUCAAGUGUUCUGAUUGUCUUGUAUUGCUAUUGAAGUUCAAGUAAACAUGUGAAAUAGACGUUUUUCUCUCUGGUUUUGUGAAUAGAGCUAGACACAAGGUAAGGACACUUGAAGUGAAGUGUUCUGUUUACAUCCUGUUGCAAAUCAGAGUAUAAACCUACA